Messenger RNA from Tympanuchus pallidicinctus (lesser prairie-chicken), 1609 nucleotides. RefSeq names its product neurensin 2 (gene NRSN2). Lineage: Eukaryota; Metazoa; Chordata; Aves; Galliformes; Phasianidae. The transcript has 2 exons. Gene Ontology annotation, biological process: nervous system development. The record is from RefSeq and is a predicted model, not a curated record. Bases 4 to 549 code for a protein of 181 amino acids. Gene Ontology annotation, cellular component: neuron projection; transport vesicle; neuronal cell body.
CAGAUGCCCACCCUGCAGCCCUCCUGCAGCUGCGGCCGCGGCCCCAGCGUGGCACAGGGGAAGUGGUACGGGGUGCGCUCCUACCUCCACCUCUUCUAUGAGGACUGCGCCGGGGCCAGCCCUGAUGGGGACACAGAUGAGUCUUCACCUUCCCAUCCCCGUGGUGUAUGGCCCUCCAUUAUCUGGAAGGUGACCCUCUCCACAGGCACUCUGUUUCUGCUGGUGGGAGUGGCUGCCCUGACCACAGGCUGGCUGGUGCCCCCCAGGCUGGAGAGCAUCGAGGAAGAGGAUCUGGUGGUGCUGGACGUGCAGGCCAUGCGCUACAACCACGUGCUGAGUGCGUGCCGGCUGCUGGGCACGGCGCUGUGCAUCACAGCUGCAGUGCUGGGUGCUGUGGGGCUGCUGUGCUGUGUGCUGGGCAGAGCUUGGGGUGGCCCCCAAGAAGAGGAGCAGCAGCUGUCGCCCAUCCUGCACAGCAGCCCCCAGGGCCCCGUGGUGCCCUUCGGUGCCUCCCAGCUCCAUGGUGUCCAGCCCCGGCAGGAGGUGUGAGUGCACUGGGUGCACUGCUGCUGCUAGGUAAAAUGCUGGGAAAUGCCCUGCUUGAGGCGUGGGGGUGGGCAGAGCGGGAGGAGGGGAGGCUGCUUGGGCCGGGGUGCUGCAACCCAGUUCAUAGAUGUGGUGGAGAUGGGAUGGGAUGCAAUGGGAUCGGAUGGAGCAGGCAGCUGCCCAGCAAAGCCCUGAUCCUGACCUGACACAGCCUGAUCUCAGCCCAGAUCCAGCCUGGACUCAACUAGAUGCCACCUUGGAUCCCUUUCUGGCACCCAGAUGGCUGACCCCGGAUCCCAGCUGUGCCACAGCUCAGUGCCUGGAGCAUCCUGUGCACCAUCAGCCACCACCAGGUCCUGGCCCAGGACAUCCCAGCUCCUCCACCUGCUCCCCAACCAGCCGUGGGGUCGGACAGGCACAACCAGCAGCUGCAAACGCCCGAUGCUGCCAGGUGCCUGCAGUGGGAGCUCUGCCCCCAGCACAGCACCCUGCCCUGCAGCCCCACGCGUUCAUCCACGCCGCAGCCCUUGGGAUGGAGCAGAUGCUCUGCCUUGGUUUCCUUCAUUUUGCUCUUUCUGGGGUGAAUAAAAGACACGUGGCUGUGGGCUUUUCUUGCUGCUGAGGCUCAGCUCCGGGGCAAUGAAUGUUGUGCAUGGGGGAUGUGUGCUGCAGCAGCAGUGCAUCAGAGCUGGGCAGGGCUGCUACAACACAGAGCACUGCCAGGCACAGGCACCCACCUGCCCCUCACUGUCCCAAGGGUUGCUGCACAACACCCAAGAUCAUUUUCUUUCCCUCAGUGAAGACAACUGAGUACAAAUACCCUGCCAGGUUGGGAGCAGCCCUACGCCAACACAAGGGACUGAGCCCACCAAGGGGUCUGUGCAGCUUUCAGAUGCAGCUCUGCAAUCCACACAACAUUCAAGCAUCCCUUGCUUCCUUGAGGAAGGGGCCGCAGGGCCUCUGCUUUUGCAUUCCUUCUGAAGGGCUGAGGGCACUAUUAAGAAAAUUGCUCCUCCAGAGGAAGUCAGAGCAAGCUAAAAAUACGCCUGGCUGAGCUGGUAAA